Molecule: messenger RNA, 2611 nt
Organism: Amborella trichopoda
Lineage: Eukaryota; Viridiplantae; Streptophyta; Magnoliopsida; Amborellales; Amborellaceae
Source: RefSeq, a predicted model, not a curated record
AACAUCAUUUCUCCAGAGAGAGAGAGAGAGAGAGAGUUUUUAAGUUUCUUCAGAAAAGGAAGGGGGAGAGAGAGCAUCAUUUUCGCGGGAUAAGAGGAACAUGUCAAAGGGCCCGUUUUACAACGGAAAAAUGCAAUCCCUGUAAAUUCAUUAUUAAAUAAAAACUUUGCUCUCUCUCUCUCUCUCUCUCUCUCUCUUCAUUUCCUUAAGGGGCACGAGACGUGAUCGCCUUCUUAACUUGCCUGCUAUUCCAAGCUAUCCAAUCAUGGCUCGCACCUAUGAUGUUGAGCCCUUAUCUUUCUCUCCUUUCCACCUGAACCUUCCUCUUCUGCAUCAAAAGCUUUCAAUAUCUCAAGCCCUUUUUCUUCAAGGGAUUUGGCCCCUAUUCCAGAUGAUUGCGAGUUUUCUAGAAAUCUCAAUGGAAGUUGAUUGCGUGCUCAUAGAAUGCAAUGGAGAUUUAGAAUUCUAGAAGAACAGGAAUGACUGUUUAUAGGUUUCUGUUGUGGCAAUCGGCAUGGGCUUCAUUGGUUGAAGGACCACAUGAAGAUUACGUAACAUCUAGUAUCGACAUUAGCGGAUAAAUUAUGAACAUAUUUUCAAAAUUGUAUGUAGAAGGGUGAAGCUGCAUAUUAUCGAUCUGAAAGAAAACUGUAAAAAAUGGCAUCCCUGACCCCUGGAGUACUUCUGAAGCUUCUUCAAAGCUUAAAUUCUGAUGUAAGGGUCUGCGGUGAAUAUCGCUCUGUUCUACUGCAGGUCAUCAGCAUUGUUCCUGCUUUAACAGGCGGCGAGUUGUGGCCAAACCAUGGGUUCUUUGUAAAGGUCUCUGACUCUUCUCAUUCAAGCUAUGUAUCCCUGUCAAAAGAGGACAAUGAACUCAUCUUAACAGAUAAAUUACAGUUAGGUCAGUUUAUAUACAUUGACAAUAUGGAACCUGGCACUCCAGUUCCUAUAAUUGUGGGGGUUCGACCGUUACCUGGAAGGCAUCCUUGCGUUGGGACCCCAAAAGAUCUCAUGCAUAUGUUGGUUCCUUUACAGGAUGAAAAGCUACCUAUUUCUUUAAAGGGUUCAAAAGAAAAUGAUCAUGAAGAAGUUGCAAAGGUCAAAGCAGAUGAAUAUAAAAUAGGGGAAGUUGAACGUGAGACUGAGGUGAAUGGAGAAUCUGAAAAUAUAAAACCAAAAAUUGUGAUAAAGGAGGAGAAGGUUACGGUUGCAUCUAGAUAUAUGCAAGGUUGCAUGAGUGCAAAAAGAGUGAAUGGAGAUUCUAAUGGGAAUGAAAAGGCUGGUUUGAGCGAAAAGAAGGGGGCAAAGGUUCCUCCAAGAAGUUCAGAAUCCGUGGUUUCAAGUGGUAAUAAGGGUCUUCGCAAAAGCUGGGAUGGAGCAGGCCUUAGUUCAAAUGAGUUGAAAUGUAAAAAUUCAUCAACUGGCAAACUGGAGACUAAAGGUCAGGCACCGCGAGUUAAGGCCAGUUCCACAACACCUACACGAAAGCGCCCUGAUUUGUCAUUUAUGAAGGUGGAGGCAGCUGGGUCUGACAUUAAGGAAGCUGUUGUAGCCCCCCCAAAAGUCUCGGUAGCUCCCAAAACUCAGACACUGGAAAAGCAAGCUCGUCUUCUGUCUACCAUUGCCUCAAAUGCUAAGAAGUCCGAGGGCAAGGUCACUUGGGAUUCAUUGCCAGUGAACCUUGUGAAACUAGGAAAGGGAAUAGUUAGAAGGCGAAAUCUUGCCUCUUUGGCAGUGGCUGAGGCUCUACAAGAAGCAUCUGCUGCUGAAGCUCUUGUAAAGUGUCUGAGAAUCUUUGCUAGCCUGCAUGCGUCAGCUGCUACUGAGAACCCACACAUCUCAAUCUCCAAGUUCUUUUCUCUCCACCAAAUUCUCAACCAACCACCCCUUUCCUCCCAAGAAAAGCCUCAUUUUCCCAAGGCUCCAAUCCCACCAUCUCCACUGAGAGAAAGACCCAACAAAAUGGGUUCUCAAGUUCCCUCAAAAAUGCCAAUCAAAAUUCACAUAGAAACUCAGCCAAAGGAGUACAAUGAGGGCAUCACAAUAGGAGAUGGAAUAAGAGAGAUCGAGGACCUAAGAGAUCUCCUAGUACGGGACUCAGAAGUGUGGUUCUUGAAUUACUUAGAAGGCCCACUUGAUGCUGGGCUUCAAAUGCCUCGCCUGAAAGGUGAGCGUAAGGUUCCGGGAGGGGGAUUACGCAAGGCUCCAGAAGACGUGGACCGGAAGAUUCUGGAAGAUGGAAACCAGAUUGCAGUAGCUUUAUCCCAUUUGAAGAGAGUGAGCGAGUGGUUAGAUAGUCUUGGGGCCUCUGAGAACAAAGAGGUGGUUAGCAGGCUGAAGCACAAGGUUUACUCUUGCUUACUUGGGCAUGUGGAAUCUGCUGCUUCUGUGCUUGAGAGUCGGAUAGAUCGCCGUUAACUGGCCAAAAAGUUUUAAUUGUUCCUUUUUUUAUCUUUGGGAUUAUGAUUUAUUCAAUUGCUCUAUGUAUUAUUGAGUAUGAUUUAUUUAGUAAUGCAUAUGCUUUCAAGUUGAGAAAAAUGUAAAUCUGGUGUAAUUUGUCAACGUGGAUUUGUUGAUAAGUUAAUAAAGAAGAGGCCAUUGGGUUUGGUUU